Limulus polyphemus (Atlantic horseshoe crab) is the source of this 4884-nucleotide messenger RNA. Its product is annotated as diacylglycerol kinase theta-like. The transcript has 21 exons. The coding region runs from base 279 to 3116 and encodes 945 amino acids. Gene Ontology annotation, biological process: intracellular signal transduction; lipid phosphorylation; diacylglycerol metabolic process. NCBI's taxonomy places the organism in Eukaryota, Metazoa, Arthropoda, Merostomata, Xiphosura, Limulidae. Gene Ontology annotation, molecular function: ATP-dependent diacylglycerol kinase activity. The record is from RefSeq and is a predicted model, not a curated record.
AUAGGAGAAUUUUGGCUUCGCGGAGUUUCAGCAGUGGGGUAAACGAUGUAAUGGCGGAUAUUCUACUCUCGAAGUCAAAGUUGACAAAUAUUAAUGGCAUAUUUUUGGGUGUCUUGGCGAAAAUCACCGUAAACGAACGGUGCUUUUCAUUAAGUUAUGAAGCUGCAAUAUGCUAAAAUAAAGUGAUUAUUAAUCCUGCGAAAUUUAAAUCGGAGAAAUCUAAGUCAGAACCACUGGCUUUGCAAGCGGUGGCAUAUUUUCGGAUCAGGUGGAACAAUAUGGCUUCUAGCUUUAGGCCUAACAUGGGCAUUAGGCCUAGUGAUGACCCCAGCCCAACUACCGAAGUGGUCCCAUUUGCAGAUUACGAACAGGGUCACCAUGGUCAUUUUUUUGUAAAGAAGACAUUUCAUAAGCCUACGUACUGUCAUCAUUGUACAGAUAUGUUAUGGGGACUAAUUGGACAAGGAUAUAUUUGUGAAGUUUGCAACUUUGUUGUUCAUGAUCGCUGUCUGAAAACGGUUGUAUCUCCUUGCUCUACAAAUGCCAUUCACGUUUUAAAGAAUCCUGUUCCACAUUGCUGGACAGAGCCUGGCCAUCUAAAGAGAAGGUUUUGCAAUGUGUGUAGAAAGAGGAUAGAAGACAACUGUGCUGUAAGAUGUGAAGUUUGUGAAUACUGUGUUCAUGUGGAGUGCCAUGAUUUCAGUGUAGCCAACUGUAAAGAAUGUGCCACUUAUCCAGCUAGUAGAAAUCUUCCUUCUGUAACCCAGUUUCAUCACUGGAGGGAAGGCAACUUACCUGGCAACUCCAAGUGCCAUUUCUGUAAGAAAACAUGCUGGUCAGCUGAAUGUCUGUCUGGUAUUCGGUGCGAGUGGUGUGGUCUAACGGCACAUGCCACCUGUUAUAAGAACCUUCCAGUAGAAUGCAACUUUGGAUGCAUGGCAAGCAUUAUGCUUCCACCAAGCUGUGUUAGCAUUCCACGCACUGAUGUUCCCCUGGAGACUAUAAUGGGGGUUCAGACCAGAAGAAAAGAGACCUUCUCUCCUGCAAGAAGUGUAUCAGAAGAAUUCUCUUCUAGUGGUGACGUGAAGAACAGGGAAUUUGAUGAUUAUCCAUCUCCAAAGGAAAAAGACCGAGAAGAAGAACUAAUCAGGGUAUAUGAUGGAAAUUCCUCUAUGAAGAGAUCAGCCUACAGGACAAUCAGUAUUUCUCAGAAAUCAACAAGGGAACAAGUCAUUGGUGCAGCACUAAGAGCAUUCCACAUUCAUGAUGAUCCUAACAAUUAUUAUCUGAUAGAUGUUUUUGAUCCUAAUGAAAAGGAACUUGGGGACUUCCUGCCAGUUCAGAGCUUAACACGGCGAGAAGGUAAAAGGCCAGCUAUCUUUUUAAGGUAUCGUCCACCAGAACCUGACAAGGGGUCAAUAAAGGUUUAUCCUGGUAAUCUAGGUGUAACAGAAACUUACGUCAAUGUUCCUGUGACAGCUGACACGAGUGUAGAAGAAAUAAUGGUGCAGGCUCUAGAAAAUCUUGGUCUUGAUUCAACCAACCUAAACAGAUUUAGGUUGAAUGAAGUUUCACUUGAUAGAGGCUCUGUCCAUGAAAGAAUAAUGGAUAAUCAAGAGUGUCCAUGGGAACUUCUUAGAAAUUUAGCCAGAGAAUCUAUUAGGCAGAUGAAUUUGACAAGGUUUUAUUUACAACAGAAAGAUGAGUCUUGUGGUACCACUGUAGCACUGUUUAUUGGUAACCUCCCUCCAAACCUUUCGCAACGACAAUAUGAGAAAAUUCUUAUUGAUAUGUUGGGCAAACCUUACAGGUUCAAACAGAUUGGACCAAUCUACUAUGAAUAUGGCUCACUGAUUGUCUCCUAUGACAAUGCAGACAUAGCAGUUAAGGCCUUUUAUAUGCUGAGAGAAUGUAGCUUUGAUGAUAAAAACCUUCUAGUCCUUCUAUUACCAAGUAUUACCCCAGAGAUGAUCCCAACAGGAAUAAGGCCGUUGCUAGUGUUUGUUAAUGUGAAGAGUGGUGGCUGUCAGGGACUGGAGUUAUUGUCAUCCUUUAGGAAAUUGUUAAAUCCUUAUCAAGUUUAUGAUCUUGAAAAUGGUGGACCUCUUCCAGGAUUGUAUGUGUUUAGACGAGUGAAGGACUAUAAGAUUUUAGUUUGUGGAGGAGAUGGUACAGUAGGCUGGACACUACAGUGUCUAGACAAUGUUGGUCAGGACUCAGAGUGCUCGUCCCCUCCUUGUGCUAUCCUGCCUCUUGGAACAGGCAACGACCUUGCCAGGGUUCUUCGUUGGGGUCCUGGCUACACUGGUGGAGAGGAACCACUUACACUGCUCAAGGAUGUUAUUGAUGCGGAAGAGAUAAGAUUAGAUAGAUGGACCGUAGUGUUUCAUUCUGAUGAAAAACCUGAUGACAAACCAGGAAUUGUGACAAAUAGUUCUGGAUCCACAUCUGAGGAUAACACUGCCAUCUUUGUUAUGAACAAUUAUUUUGGAAUUGGAAUUGAUGCUGACUUGUGUCUUGACUUUCAUAAUGCCAGAGAGGAAAACCCUAACAAGUUUAACAGCAGACUUCAUAACAAAGGGGUUUAUUUCAAAAUGGGCCUUCGGAAGAUGGUGGGCCGGAAGUUGUGGAGAGAUUUUAACAAAGAAGUCCGUCUUGAAGUGGAUGGUAAAGUUGUGGAUCUUCCUCCUGUUGAAGGAAUCAUCAUUCUUAAUAUUUUGAGCUGGGGAUCAGGAGCCAAUCCCUGGGGUCCUGAAAGGGAAGACCAAUUUUCUAAGCCUAAUCACUAUGAUGGAAUGUUGGAAGUAGUGGGAGUUACAGGAGUAGUCCAUAUGGGACAGAUUCAGAGUGGACUCCGUAAUGCCAUUAGGAUUGCCCAGGGAGGACAUCUCCGAAUUCGACUCAACACUGAAAUGCCUGUACAAGUUGAUGGAGAACCUUGGAUUCAGAGUACUGGGGAAGUUGUGGUCCUACGUUCUGCUCUCAAGGCCACCAUGCUCAAGAAGGCAAAAAGUAAAAUCAAGAGGUGGAACACGGAGCCAAGCAUGCUUAUGUACGAAGCAGAACCAGGAGCAUCUGCCUCCAUCAUAGUGAGCCAAACUGAAGGCCCUUUCUAACUGCAAAUUAUUAAUUUUUAUCUUUGUGUGUGCUAUAAUGUCAUGUAUGCCAAAUUGUAGGUUUUUCUAGCUCCAUACACUUAACCCUUGCACUUGUCUUUAUGUUCUCUGUUGUUGCUUUAAGCCGUAAAAGCCCUAAAUACUACUUACUACAGUAUAUUUCUCAUUCCAUUCUCAUAAGCUUUUACAGCCUUAUCUAUAUCUUGAAUUCCAUUGUUUAAAGCAUGUUUCCUCUAAUACCUGAUUGUUUGUUUUUUAUUGCUAUAAUUUUGUUAAAGAGUACAUUGGUCACUUUCUGUUCUAACUGUCACUCUUGAAAGCUAGAAACAUAUUAACUGUGAUGUAGGUAAAAAAAGUGGAUUUUUGUUUUCUUUAGAUAUGAAUAUUUUGUGUAUGCAAUGUAUAUUUUAUCUGCUAUUUAUGAAUGCAAAAAAACCACUUCUUGGCUUGUAUUUACAUAACUUUAAUAAGUUAUGAUGGAAAAGUUUGAGUUAAAUUGAAAUAUGAAUAUAAGAAUACACACUAUAUUUUAAAGAAACAUUUGUUUAAGUAUUAAUAUCAUAAUGUGUUACAACUGUUUUACUUAGCACAACAAGAAUAAAUUGUAUAUGUAAUUGAAACUAAAUUUGGAAGUAUGAUCAGGAAUUCAAAUGAUCUCAUCCUAUACAUUCACCUAAUUUGAACUUAUGUUUAAAAGCUAUUAGAAUUAAUGAAAGUGUGAAUACAAAAAUAUAUGGUAUAUUUUAAAGGAGAAUUUAUUUGAGUGUUGAUGCAUUAUAAAUGUUUCAUUUAAUGAAAUGUAGAAUUGAUUAUUUAUAUAUAUAAUUUGAAACUAAGAUUGAAAUCAUGUUCAGGAAUUAUAUCAAAUUAUCUCACAUUCUCUAUAUUCAGCUAACUGUGACUUUAUUUUCAAAACUAAAUAUAUGAGAAAUUCUGGGCUAGUCUAUUUUGUUUGAAACCUUUUUAUAGGCAGAGUUGGCUUGUGUUAAUUUUGUCUGCAAUAUUUUAAAGAAAGAUUUGUCUGGUCAUUAUCUCUGUUUGAGAAGAUUUGUAUGUCAUUACUAGUGUUUCAAAGUUAUUGAAAAGUCCUAAUCUGUGACUACUUUUGUUUGAUACUAUUUUUUUUCAAAGACAAACGUAGUAAGUCAAGUCAUUAAAUUUAGUUAAAACUUAUCUAAAGGGAGACUUGUCUAUAUAUAGUAGCUGAUAUUGCUUAAAGCUUAUUUAAAAAAAAAAGGAUCUAGUCACUAGUGUUUACAAAAAUAUUUAAUGAAAUAGUUAGUUUCAUUUGUGAUUGAAACCUAUAUAAAAGUAGUUUUUGGCUAAUCACCACUAUUGUUUCUAAGCUAUUUCAAAGGAGUUCUGGUAAGUCGAUACUUCUGUUUGAUGCCUUCUUGAUAACAACUUCUGUCACAAUUACAGUCCUGAUUCUUUUCAUAAAGAUUGUGAAAAGCUUUCUUUAUCAUUUUAUGCAUUUUGAAAAUGGAUGUUGCAGUGUGAUAAGAAAAUUAAUAUUUUUUGUGGGAAAAGAUCAAGUUAAAAAUUGUUAGGCUUAGUAUCUAGUUUUGUUUUGCUGACAAGGCCAUUCUUUGCUAGGUUGUGUUUACCUUAGGCCUUAUUGGCCUAAGUAACUGUUUGAAUGGCUGAAGAAAGUUGCUGAAAAGAAAUAGAUAUACAUGCAUACAUAAAUGUAAAACAUAUUUAAAACUUAUUCAGUAUACUAAAUGAAACCUUAUAAAAAGAAGGUAUUUUUAUUAUAUGUCAGUAA